Messenger RNA from Phyllopteryx taeniolatus (common seadragon), 5297 nucleotides. RefSeq names its product phosphorylase kinase, beta (gene phkb). Gene Ontology annotation, biological process: glycogen metabolic process. The record is from RefSeq and is a predicted model, not a curated record. The coding region runs from base 205 to 3450 and encodes 1081 amino acids. Gene Ontology annotation, molecular function: calmodulin binding. The transcript is spliced from 32 exons. Gene Ontology annotation, cellular component: phosphorylase kinase complex. NCBI's taxonomy places the organism in Eukaryota, Metazoa, Chordata, Actinopteri, Syngnathiformes, Syngnathidae.
GAUGUUAAUAUCUGAUUUUUUGAAAGUAUAUACCAGAAGCUUCUUAUACGCGUACUCAAACUUGAUUGCUUUUGUAACAAUGGCGAGCUUGGCUGAUGUCGGUUGGAAACUGCUUGAAUUCAAAGCCCGAUCGAAACGAUCAGAUUUGUGAUUUAGCUGAAAGAGAGAGACAAAGACGAUUGGCCUUAAUUUCACCUUUUGAAAAUGGCUGGGAUAAAAGGGCCUCGCCAGAAAGUCCAAAGACUGGGAUCCAUCUAUGAGCCCCUCAAGCUGUCCAUCCUCCACCGUGAGGAUGAGCCCCUGUGGGAGAAGCUGGACCGCUACUACAAUGCUGUCAAGACCACCAUCCUCAACUACCAGAGUCCCACCACCGGCCUCUUCCCCAUUAAGACCUGUUCCACUUGUAAAGAGGCCAAGGUGCGGGACUCCCUGUACUGUGCGGCAGGAGCCUGGGCGCUUGCCAUGGCCUACCGUCGCAUCGACGAUGACAUGGGACGCACCCAUGAACUGGAGCACUCAGCCAUCAAGUGCAUGAGAGGAAUCCUCUACUGCUACAUGAGACAGGCACAUAAGGUGGAACAGUUCAAGCAGGACCCCAACCCCUCAAAGUGUCUGCACUCCAUGUUCAAUGUGGACACAGGUGACGAGAUCCACACCUAUGACCAAUACCACCACCUGCAGAUCGACGCCGUCUCCCUGUUCCUGCUCUACCUGGUGGAGAUGAUCUGCUCUGGCCUGCAGAUAAUCUACAACACUGACGAGGUGUCCUUCAUCCAGAAUCUGGUGUUCUGCGUGGAGAGAGCCUACAGGGUGCCCGACUAUGGCAUGUGGGAGCGAGGCAGCAAGUACAACAACGGCAGCACCGAGCUGCAUUCAAGCUCCGUGGGCCUGGCCAAGGCUGCUUUGGAGGCCAUCAAUGGCUUUAACCUGUUUGGAAACCAGGGUUGCUCCUGGUCGGUGAUCUUCGUGGAUCUUGACGCCCACAACCGAAACAGACAAACGUUGUGCUCCCUGCUGCCCCGAGAGUCACGCUCUCACAACACGGACGCAGCCUUACUGCCAACCAUCAGCUACCCUGCCUUCGCUGUGGAUGACGACGCCCUCUACAGUCAGACGCUGGACAAAAUCGUCCGCAAGCUGCGUGGCAAGUACGGCUUCAAGCGUUUCCUCCGUGACGGAUACCGAACCUCCAACGAGGACAAGGACCGCCGAUACUACAAACCUGCUGAAAUGAAGCUCUUUGAUGGGAUCGAGUGCGAGUUUCCUAUAUUCUUCAUCUUCAUGAUGAUUGACGGGGUGUUCCGAGGGAAUCAGCCUCAGGUGAAAGAGUACCAGGACCUUCUUGAGCCCAUCAUCUUUCAGUCUUAUGAGGGCCAUGCCGUGGUGCCCAAGUACUACUAUGUGCCUGCCGAUUUUGUGGAGGCCGAGCAAAGCAAGCAUGGCAGUCAGAAGCGCUUCCCCAGCAAUUCUGGACGUGACGGCAAGCUCUUCCUGUGGGGCCAAGCCCUCUACAACAUUGCCAAGCUGCUAGUUGAUGAACUGAUAAGCCCCAAGGACAUUGACCCCAUCCAUCGCUACGUUCCUCGACAGGACCAACGCAACGUCAGCAUGAGAUACUCCAACCAGGGCCCCAUAGAGAAUGAUGUUGUUGUCCACGUGUCACUGAUAGCUGAAAGCCAGAGACUGCAAGUGUUCCUGAACACAUACGGCAUCCAGACACAGACACCGCAGCAGGUGGAGCCUAUCCAAAUCUGGCCUCAGAAGGAAUUGGUCAAGGCGUACCGCUUUCUGGCCGUCAACAGCAAGCUGGGCCUGAGUGGGCGUCCGGAUCGACCCGUGGGCUGCAUUGGGACCUCCAAGAUUUACCGCAUCCUGGGCAAGACGGUGGUGUGCUACCCGAUUGUCUUUGAUCUGAGCGAUUUUUACCUGUCUCAGGAUGUCAUGCUGCUCAUUGACGACAUUAAGAACGCCCUACAGUUCAUCAAGCAGUGUUGGAAGAUGCAGGGACGACCUCUCUUCUUGGUGCUCAUCCACGAGGACAACAUCAAGGGAAGCCGCUUUAAUCCGGUGUUGGACAUGCUGGCCUCCUUUAAGAAGGGCCACAUUGGAGGAGUCAAAGUUCACGUGGACAGACUUCAGACGCUGAUUUCGGGAGCCGUGGUGGAGCAAUUGGACUUCCUGCGUGUCAAUGAGGCCGAUAUCCCGGAGUUCAGGAGCUUCGAGGAGCUGGAGCUUCCCAAACACUCCAAAGUCAAGCGACAGACGAGCACACCCAACGCCUCCGACUUGGAGCAGCAGCCUGAGAUCAGCGUGGACGAGUGGCUGCACAAACCCACGAACGAGAUCCUCCAGAAGUUCCACGAUUGUGACUGCUUGGCCAGCCAGUCUCAGCUCGCCAGAAUCCUGCUCAGGAGGGAAGGCUCGGACUUUCUCACCACGGAAGAGAACCUGAUGGAAGAGUUGGAGAGGAUCUACCGACAAGCUGGCAGCCGGAAGCUUUGGUCCGUUGUCCGUCAUGCCGCCAGUCUGUUAACUAAGCUGGUGGACAGCCUUGCCCCCAGUAUUACUAGUGUUUUAGUGCAUGGCAAGCAGGUGACGCUGGGUGUGUUUGGCCACGAAGAGGAGGUGAUUUCCAACCCGCUGUCUCCCAGCGUGAUCCAAGGCAUCAUUUACAGCAAGUGCUGCCCAAUAGGGGGCGAGCGCGAGGCCGUCCUGCAGCAGGAGCUGGUCAUCCACAUCGGGUGGAUCAUCUCCAACAGCCCAGAGCUGUUCAGUGGCAUGCUCAAGAUCCGAGUUGGGUGGAUUGUCCAGGCCAUGAAACAGGAGCUGAGAAUCCGGGCGGGAGACAUGCCCUGCCAGGACAUCUACCAGCUGUCCCCCAGCGACAUCAAACAGCUCUUACUGGAUGUGCUGCAGCCUCAGCACACGGGCAGGUCAUGGCUACACCGCCGCCAAAUCGACGGCUCACUUAACAGAACGCCUCUGGGCUUUUACGACCGGGUCUGGCAGAUCCUGGAGAGGACCCCUAAUGGGAUUCUGGUCAGCGGGACACACCUACCGCAGCAACCUACGCUGUCUGACAUGACCAUGUACGAGAUGAACUUCUCCCUGCUGGUGGAGGACACGCUAAAGAGCAUCGUCCUGCCGGAGUACAGACAAACCAUCGUGGAGCUGCUGAUGGUGGUGUCCAUUGUGCUGGAGAGAAACCCGGAGGUGGACUUUGCCGACAAAGUGGACCUGGACAGUCUGGUGAAGGAAGCCUUUGCCGACUUCCAACGGGAUCGUAGUCGCUCGGAAGGCAUCGAGAAACAGGAUGACAUGCAGGCCUUCUACAACACGCCACCUGUGGGCCGGAGGGGCACUUCCAGCUACCUGACUAAGGCUGUUAUGACCCUGUUGUUGCAAGGGGAUGUGAAGCCCUGCAAGGAUGACCCGUGUUCUGUUAGCUAGAAGCCCCGACGCAGUUUCUGUCACCUCACUCGUUACAUUGCUUAAUUCGCAUGCGUGCUAAUCGCUGGGUGGUUUUUAAUAGUGGUGGUACACCACAUGGUUGAUGGAAACCUGAAAAGUAGGGGCUUCUGACAAGUAAGUCAUUUUGUUAGUUAUCUCUCUCUUGCCUAAUUUAGCAUAAAAGAAAGGAAGACUGAGAAUCUUUAGAUUACAGGCAGCUAGUGCAUUUUUUAGUCCUUAUACUCAACACACGGCAGCCAUCUCAGAAACGUUUUGGGACGGUCAGCAAGACAAGGUCUUAAGAAAUUGCUCUUUGAUUGGCAUUUUGUGUUCAAGCUCCUUCUAAUCUGAGUGUGAAACAACAAAAUGGGCCAGAUAAAUCACGGUACGUAGCAAAUUUUCAGCAGAUGUUCGGUAAACUAGCUUGUCUUGCGCUAAUGUAACGCAAGCUAAGCUAUGCCUAGACGCUUGUGAUGGUAGCGGAUAAAAUCUUCAGGACAAGUUUGAAGGAUGUGUGGAAAUGGCUAAAAUGACCCUAAAACUGCCUCUUUAAACUGAAAUAACGGACCUGGUGUUUGUUUUACAACAUGGGUCUUUUGAGACUUUUUUGUGGGUCUACUCAUGAUAGAUUUGUCUGCCAAAAUUCAUGUGCCUAAACUGGGGUCUUAGUUAAAAAAAAAAAAAAAAAAACGAGUGGGAAUUUUUUAAUAGAAUGGUGAAAAUGACCUUGAAAUGUCCUCUUUAAACUAAAAUGGCAGACCUCCUGUUAGUUUUACAUUAUGGGUCCUUGAGACUUGUGGGUCUACUCUUGAUAGGCAUGCCUGCCAAAUUUCCUCUUGCAAAGUGUAACUGGAUUCAGGGGCUGGAUUAUUAAAUUUCAAUAUAAUAAUACCAGAGACUGCAAAGUUAUUCGAAUUUUGUUUUUUAUGGCAAGUCACCAAACCUUCAUCGCUCUGCUGAUAACUAAAACUAAAAUCCUUCCCAAAUUAGCAUCAUCCAUUUGUGUAGUAUAUGUACUUCCACUUUGGUAUCGAUCAGACAAAAUCUCUUGGUUAAGUUAAUUUUUUUAUGAUGCCUGGAAAUAGCCAAAACAACCCUAAAAUGGCAGACCUCCUGUUAGUUUAACAGCAUGGGUCCUUGAGACUUUUUUGUGGGUCUACUCAUGAUAGCCAUGCCUACUAAAUUCCAUCAUGCUAAAUGAAAAUGACUUUGGGGGCUGAAUUAUUGGAUAAUUUCAGGGGCAGUUAUUUGAGUUUUGUGUUUUUUGGUGAGUCACCAAACGCCGUUCUGCUGCGCCCACAUACAAUGAUGAGAAGAAAAAUUGUUUUACAAUUUAGCGUCAUCCAGCUGUAGAGUAUUUGAAACUUUUUUUGUUCAUGCUCCAAAUUUCAACUUGCUAAGUAAAACUGGCUUUGGGGGCUGAAUUUUCAAAAAUGUCUCAGGGAAUGUUUACAUACGGGAUGGGUUCUUGAGACAUUUUUGGCAGUAGCUAAGUUGUCAAUCGACAUACUUCCAGACAACUACAUCCUCUGUGAUUUUACAGAGCAAUGGUAGCUGUUAGCCAGUGUCAUGUUAAUCUAAAGCAAGCUAAACCAAGCCCUUUUUAAGUCCUUAAUUCAUCAUCACAAGGUCCUGCUCAUGGUGCCUAUGAUUUUCAGAAGCAUGUUUUGCUGCUAAUCCAAUGCCAAGUGAUGUUUAGAAAUCACUUACUUUGAAUGUGAAUUGCAUCAUUGUGUGUGGAUACAUGCUAAAUGCUUAACGUCAUGUUUGCAUGUACAAUAUUAUUAUUUUUUUUUUUUUGCUUAAUGACAGCAUUACAAGAAGAAAUAAAAACUUGUUUAAUUUUC